UGUAGAAGAAGGAGGCGCUGUCCUAUUCCAGCAUCAUCAGUCUCUUUCCUCCAUCAUCCCCUCCACAAACAAAGCUCAAUAAGCUGGAUUCGUUUGCCGUCCGUGUGCUUCAAACUCAACUUCUGGCAUCAGUAUGUCUGACAAGAGUGAACUGAAGGCUGAGCUGGAAAGGAAGAAACAACGGAUCGCUCAGAUUCGAGAGGAGAAGAAGAGAAAAGAAGAGGAGAAGAAAAAGAAAGAUGGAGACUCCAAACGUGGAGGUGAGGCAGGGGGCAGCUCCGGCCAUGAAGACUCGGACUUGGAGAGGAAGAGGCGGGAGGCGGAGGCUCUCCUGCAAAGUGUUGGCAUCACCCCUGACAUACCGCACGCUCAGCCCCUGCGGGUAGUAACAGAGGAUACAUGUCUGUUUCACUACCUAGUCCCUGCCCCCAUGUCUCCCUCCAACAAAUCAGUGGGCAGCGACGCAGGAAGCCAAGAUUCUGGGGAUGGAAACGCAGGACCAAGGACAUUGCAUUGGGAUCCUGACCCCUCUACUCUGCAACUCCACUCCGACUCUGAGCUGCUGGGGCGCGGCGCUGUGAGGCUAGGCAUGUCCAAAGUUACCCAGGUGGACUUUCUCCCGAGGGAAAUGGUGUCGUACUCCAAAGAAACUCAGACUCCCACAGAGGCACUGUCACACACCGAUCAAAAAGCAGAUGAAGAAGAGGAUGAGGAGAUAACUGCUCCUCCAGCAACAGAUGACACUCAAGAUGAGAGAGAUGAACAGGGUGAACAACAGGAUGAGGACUCUCCCAAGGAGCUGACCGAGGAAGAGAAGCUGCAGGUCCUCCACUCUGACGAGUUCUUGUCGUUUUUCGAGCGUGGCAGCAGAAUCGUGGAGAGGGCUCUGGCAGAGCAUGUGGAUGUCUGCUUUGAUUACAGCGGGAGGGAUCUGGAGGAUAAGGAAGGUGAUUUGCAGGCCGGAGCAAAGCUGGUGCUGAACAGGCAGUUUUCUGACGAGCGCUGGACUAAAAACAGAGUGGUGACCUGUCUCGACUGGUCUCCUCAGUAUCCAGAACUGCUGGUGGCCUCAUACAACAACAACGAGGAUGCUCCACACGAGCCCGACGGUGUGGCCUUAGUCUGGAACUUGAAGUACAAGAAAGCCACACCUGAAUAUAUCUUCCACUGCCAGUCUGAGGUCAUGUCAGCAGGCUUUGCGAAGUUUCAUCCCAACCUGGUGGUGGGCGGGACGUACUCCGGACAGAUUGUGUUGUGGGACAACCGCAGCAACAAGCGCACUCCCGUCCAGAGGACUCCGCUUUCAGCAGCUGCGCACACACACCCAGUCUACUGUGUGAACGUGGUGGGAACCCAAAACGCCAACAACUUAAUCAGCAUCUCCACCGAUGGCAAGAUGUGCUCCUGGAGCCUGGAUAUGCUCUCUCAGCCACAGGACAGUCUGGAGCUGGUGUUCAAGCAGAGCAAAGCAGUGGCUGUCACCUCCAUGGCGUUUCCUUUGGGGGACGUGAACAACUUUGUGGUAGGAAGCGAAGACGGCUCCGUCUACACCGCCUGUCGCCACGGCAGUAAGGCGGGCAUCACUGAGGUGUUUGAAGGCCAUCACGGGCCUGUGACCGGGCUGAGCUGCCACAGCGCAGGAGGGCCCGUCGAUUUCUCUCACCUCUUCAUCUCCUCCUCCUUCGACUGGACCGUCAAACUCUGGAGCACCAAGAGUACUCGUCCUCUUUACUCCUUUGAGGACAGCUGUGACUACGUCUACGACACGAUGUGGUCUCCGACACACCCAGCCCUGUUUGCUUGUGUGGACCUGUCGGGACGCCUGGACCUGUGGAACCUCAACAAUGAUACUGAAGUUCCCACAGCCAGUGUCAGUGUUGAUGGGGCUCCGGCACUGAACCGGGUCAGAUGGUCUCACGCUGGGAAGGAGAUCGCCACCGGGGACUCGGAGGGACACGUGCAGGUCUACGACGUGGGAGAGCAAAUCUGCGUGCCCAAGGCGGACGAGUGGACACGCUUCGUCCGGACGCUGGCCGAGAUCAACGAGAACCGAGACGAAGCAGAGGAGCUGGCCAACGUCUGAAGCAGCAAAGCGCCCCCGCCCCCCGACAACAGCUCAUUACAUUUUUACCCGUUGCACGACACUCAGACAGCACAUCUCAUGGCAGCGGUGGAGGAUCUGCUCUCUCCUCUCUGUGGCUUCCAGCUUUUCCGCCCUCUUUCCAACCGGCCUGAGGAGACGCGCAGAGCUAGAACGAAUGGAAACGACAGCGCCAGACUGGGAACGGAUGCUCUUUUGAAUGCGAGUUUUAGAGUACAAUUGUAGAUACGAGUGGAACAACAAGCAGUGAAGUGGUCUGAAGGUCGACUGAAAAGGGAAACGCGUAGACGAGGCUGUCUGAUCUGUACUUCUAGCUUUGAUAACAUCCUCAGGGCUCCAGAAACUGCUCCUCUCCUGAGGCCUCAACCAACUCAAACCUUUUUUUAUAUAUGCAAACCUUUAUACUUGCACCUUUUUAAUCACCCUUUAAGUGUUUUUACAUGUUCUAAUGGUUCCCAGACACGCUCGUGCAUGACUGACCUCUCACUAUCAUAUCGUCCUUGCGGCACUUGAAUCUGAUGACGGAAAAUGUAACACGCGCGAUCCAGUGCGUCAUUGCUUCGUUUUAACCACUACAAUAUUUAUUAUUUAUACCAGUGGUUGCUUUAAUUUAAAGAUUUUGUGUAUCGUUUCUGAAACAUGCUGCUUUUUACUUAAAGCUCGAUUCAUUCCUGAAAUUAGCACUACAAGCAUUUUAACAAAUUCCGUUUACCUGGCUUGACUUUUAACACUAGUACAAACAAAAUGUUUGUAGUUUUUUUUUUGUACUAAAGGUUAUUGCUUCAUACUGUACACCUGUGUAAUGAAUAGUAGAAACAGUUUCCUGACUCGUCCUCUUAACAGGAUCUGAAUAAAGUAAAUGAACUCUCAUUGUUCACAUA
Molecule: messenger RNA, 2982 nt
Organism: Salarias fasciatus (jewelled blenny)
Lineage: Eukaryota; Metazoa; Chordata; Actinopteri; Blenniiformes; Blenniidae
Product: cytoplasmic dynein 1 intermediate chain 2-like
Exons: 17
Coding region: 134-2083 (649 amino acids)
Biological process (GO): transport along microtubule
Cellular component (GO): cytoplasmic dynein complex
Molecular function (GO): dynein light chain binding; dynein heavy chain binding
Source: RefSeq, a predicted model, not a curated record